UCUGCAGUGUUCAGUACACUUUUUUGAACGGGAAAUGUUAAAAGUGAUUUAUUUACUAACGGCCCUAUGCAUAGGGUCACUCCAAGCAACUAAGAUGGUUUGUUACUAUGACUCAUCUAGUCAGUACAGAGAAGGUUCCGCACAAGUGUCUUUGCAAGAUCUCGAGCCAGCUCUACAAUUUUGUAAUUAUCUUGUUUAUGGUUAUGCCGGAGUCGAUCCCGAAACCUACCAGCUUCGGCCAAUCAACAAGGAUUUGGAUGUGGGCCGCAAUCACUACCGCACCAUCACCAAUCUACGACGCAAUCAUCCACAGCUCUUAAUCUUGCUAUCUGUUGGUGGUGAUCGUGAUCGCUUCAACGACUCAUCUUACAACCCCUAUCUCGAUCUUCUCGAGAAUCAAGCUCAUCGCAAUGCAUUUAUUAACAGCGCUGUAGCUCUGUUGAAAACUUUCGACUUUGAUGGGCUGGACUUGGCUUGGCAAUUCCCAAAAAAUCAUCCCAAAGUGGUGGAGGGUAAAAUCAAGAAGGCUUGGCAUUAUAUCAAAAGUUUCUUUACGGGCACAAAAGUCGUCGAUGAAAAUGCUGAAGAGCACAAAACACAAUUCGCAACUUUGACACGCGAGUUGAAGGACGCUUUCCGUACUGAUGGCCUCAUUUUGACAUUAACAAUGCUACCACAUGUGGACGCAAGCCUUUUCAUAGAUAUUCCUCGCGUAAUACCAGCUGUGGAUUUCGUCAAUCUUGGUAGUUAUGAUUUUCAAACGCCCGAGCGUGAUCCCAAAGUGGCAGACCAUACUGCGCCCUUAUACGAAAUGCCCGAUCGCGAUCCUAGCCAUAACAUUGACUAUCAAGUAACGUAUUGGCUGAAUAACACUGCGCCGAGCAAUAAAAUUAACAUUGGUGUACCGGCCUAUGGACGUUCGUGGGUAAUGACGUGCGAUUCCGGCAUAACUGGUUUCCCACCCGUAAUAAACACACGCGGUCCGGGUGCAGCUGGUAACCAAAUUCGGGUGCCCGGAUUGAUGAGUUGGCCAGAGAUUUGUGAAAAAAUUCAACGUGACAAGGAAUUGGAAGGCGAAGAUGCUCCGCUACGAAAAGUUGGUGAUCCUCGACAGCGUUAUGGUAGUUAUGCGUAUCGAUCAGCUGAUGAUAACGGACUUUAUGGUUUAUGGGUUGGUUACGAAGAGCCUAGUACGGCAGCCAUUAAAUCCAGCUACGUGUUCGCGAAGAGCUUAGGCGGCGUUGCUUUAUUCGACUUGACACUCGACGAUUUUCGUGGCCAAUGUGCUGGCGAGAAAUAUCCGAUAUUGAGGAGCAUUAAAUUUAAACUAUAAAUUGUGUGUCGCAACAGUGACGAAAGUUUAAAUUUACGUCUGUAUUUGAGCAAAAUUUACCUUAUAGGCAAUCCUUUUAUUUGUUGACAUAUUAAAUCCUGCGCGUCCAUGAUGGACUGGAAGCCAGCAUUUAGUGCUGCGUGUUGAACACUCGUACAUGUGCUAAAGCAAUUAUAAUAAGCGGAGUAAAUGGACAUUUCAUGUCGCAGCACAUAAUGUAACAAUAUAUACAUAUAUACUUUUUAUUUCUACAUAAAAGUAAGCAGUAAAU
Messenger RNA from Ceratitis capitata (Mediterranean fruit fly), 1604 nucleotides. RefSeq names its product chitinase-like protein Idgf4. NCBI's taxonomy places the organism in Eukaryota, Metazoa, Arthropoda, Insecta, Diptera, Tephritidae. Gene Ontology annotation, cellular component: extracellular region. Gene Ontology annotation, molecular function: chitin binding. Bases 35 to 1333 code for a protein of 432 amino acids. The transcript is spliced from 3 exons. Gene Ontology annotation, biological process: chitin catabolic process; carbohydrate metabolic process. The record is from RefSeq and is a predicted model, not a curated record.